This is a messenger RNA of Naumovozyma dairenensis CBS 421, 2367 nucleotides long. It is a transcript of the gene MEF2, whose product is annotated as mitochondrial elongation factor MEF2. Bases 1 to 2367 code for a protein of 788 amino acids. The record is from RefSeq and is a predicted model, not a curated record. The transcript has a single exon. NCBI's taxonomy places the organism in Eukaryota, Fungi, Ascomycota, Saccharomycetes, Saccharomycetales, Saccharomycetaceae. Gene Ontology annotation, cellular component: mitochondrion. Gene Ontology annotation, molecular function: GTPase activity; GTP binding. Gene Ontology annotation, biological process: mitochondrial translation; ribosome disassembly.
AUGGGAAUAUUCAAUGCAAUCUCCAAAUUGAGGAACAUUGGAAUCAUAGCUCACAUCGACGCAGGUAAAACCACAACUACAGAAAGAUUACUAUAUUACGCAGGUAAAAUUUCAAGGUUUGGUGAUGUUCAUACAGGUGACACUACAACUGACUACUUACCACAAGAGCGGGCAAGAGGGAUAACUAUACAGAAUGCUACUGUGUCAUUCCCUUGGAAUGGGAAAAAUAUUAACUUGAUUGAUACUCCUGGACAUAUGGAUUUUUUCUUCGAGGUUAUUAAAGCAUUGAAAGUCUUGGAUGGAUGUGUUGUAAUUCUUGAUGCCGUUUCUGGUGUUGAAUCACAAACUGAAAAUUGUUGGAACUUGGCUAGUCACAUACCGAAAAUUUGUUUUAUUAAUAAAAUGGAUAGGGUUGGCGCUGGAUUUAGUAGAACUGUUAAAGAAGUUAUUUGGAAGCUUAAUUCUAGAGUCGUCCUGGUAAACGUCCCGAUUUUCGCGAAGGUUAAUAGCGAAGAACAAUUUGUUGGCGUCUUAGAUGUAGUUAAUAGAAAAGUUCUGAAGUGGGACCCUAAUGAACCUGACAAUAUCGAUGUCUCUGAUGUAUCUAUACCAAACAAUAAGGAAUUCCUGGAACAAUUUACCAAGAGCAGAGAGUCGAUGGUAGAAACUUUAUCCAUGUUUGAUGAUAAACUAGUGGAGUCAUUUUUAGAAGACGCAGAAGGAGAUUACUUAAAACUGAAUCCGGAAAUAUUGAACGAAUCGAUAAGGAGAGUAACACUACAAAACAAAAUAACACCUGUAUUAUGUGGGUCAGCUUUUAAAAAUAUCGGUGUACAACCUUUAUUAGACUCUAUAGUAAACUAUCUUCCCUCACCAUUGGACGUUAAAUAUCCUGAAAUUAAUUUAAAGAAUCUGCCUAUGAAGUAUCAAUCUCAAGCGGGUCUUGUGUUUAACAAUAAUAAAUCUCUAUGUGCCGCUCUUGCAUUUAAAGUAAUACAUGACCCAAUCAGGGGAAUGAUGGUAUUUGUUAGAGUAUAUUCUGGAACUUUGAAAAAUGGACAUGUUGUUCAUAAUACGACUACAGGAGAAACAUUUAAAAUCGGAAAGUUGAUUCGUAUGAAUGCAAAUAUGCCUGAAGAAAUUUGGCAACUAGGUACAGGUGAAAUUGGUGUUAUUACAGGUACAUCCAUUGCUGGUAAAUUAUCUACUGGAGACACAAUUAUUUCCGAUUCAUUAAAAAGGGACGGAUUGAAAUCAUUAAAUAGAAAACCGGAGUUUAAUUUGCAAAUUAAUCCAAUCGUGACCCCACCACCUGUUUUCACUAUUUCUGUUGAGCCUAAGACUUUAGGAAAUAAAAAAUCCAUGGAAAAUGCCUUGAACAUAUUAAUAACUGAAGAUCCUAGUCUUCAUGUUACAAAAGAUGCUGAGCUAGGUCAAACUCUACUGAGUGGUAUGGGAGAGUUACAUUUACAAAUUGCAAAAAAUAGACUACUAAAUGAAUUAAACGCUGAUGUAAACGUGGGUAAAGUAAUGGUAUCAUAUAAGGAAACAAUAAAUGAACCAUCUGAUGUAACUAUAAUGGAAAAUGAAAACAAAGUUAAGUUCAGUAUAGCAAUCGAACCAAUACAAGAGGACUUAUCGGAAAAUAUCAUCCAUAAAGAUACUGAAACCUGGUAUUCUUUAGGCUCUGACAACAAUUACUUAGUAAUGGAAAAAAAUCAGAAAUUUUCUGAUCAUCUUGAAGACGCUGACUGGCCAUUGCAAAUACCCUAUAAUACCAUUGUUCAUUCUUUGAUGUCUAGUUGCAUUGUUAUCUUACAAAGAGGUGGAAAAUUAAGGAAUUUUCCUUUAUAUGCAUGUGCAAUUAGAGUCAAAGGAGAUUGGGAGAUCCCGUUGGAUAUGACUUCACCUGUCGAAAUAUUGACACUUUCACGUACAAUCCUUACUAAGAUAACAAAUGAAGUUCAAGAAGAGGGUUAUUCAGUAUUAGAACCAUUGAUGAAUCUGACAAUUGGUGUAAUGGGACAGGACAUGGGCUCCGUUAUUCAAGAUCUAACCAGUGCGAGAUCUGCCAAUGUUCUAUCCAUCGAUGAAGAUAUUAUUUCAUCAUCAGGCGAAAAAUCUCUGGAAUUUCAACAAAUCGCAGAGAAUCAAUAUUUACCUCCUGAUCUUACUUUGAACAAUGCCCGCCUAGGUAAUGAUUCAGUAAGCAAGAAAAUUAUCAAAGCUACUGCCCCAUUAAAGGAAAUAAUGGCAUAUUCCAACAAACUUAGAAGUUUAACCCAAGGCCGAGCUAGCUUCGAUACCACUUAUAAAGGUAUGAUAAAAUUAAACCAAGAGAGACUUAGAAUAUUAUUAAAUGAAUGA